Messenger RNA from Phoenix dactylifera (date palm), 2953 nucleotides. Lineage: Eukaryota; Viridiplantae; Streptophyta; Magnoliopsida; Arecales; Arecaceae. The record is from RefSeq and is a predicted model, not a curated record.
UAUCUUCUAUUGUUUAUGUGAAAGGAUGGGUUUUCUUUUCUUUCUUUCUUUCUUUCUUUCUUGUUUUUUUAGGAUGCCCAGGGGCAACAGAAGUGAACCACGAAGUUCCAGACUGAAGGAUAAAAUGAAAGGAGAAGGAGAAGAGAUGGUGAAAAACAUAUUUGUUCAGAGUGUGAUUCAAAAUAAUCACCUACUUAGUGUUCUUCUUGAUAAAGGAUCUUCCUGUGUAGUACUUCCACAAAAUGGACCUGACAGUCCUUUGUGUUCAAAUUCACUUGUCAGAUCUCAAGUAAAGGUAAAACCAAGAUUAUCACUUGGUUUAUGCAGUCACCAGGAAGCACUGGAAGCAUCAAGACUUUUACCUUCCAAUGAUAUGCUAGGAUGGAAUGCAGGAACGGGGAAGGUGAAAAAGAAGCUUGGUGAUCAUAUUGAUGAUUCUGGAGAAGUAAGAGACAUCAACAAAAAACCAAAUAGGAGGACAGGCAAUUAUAAUUUGGUUUCAGAUUUGGGACAAAUUGAGAGGCAUGUUGAAGAUACGGUGGAUGAUUACUGGGUUCAUUGUAGCAGAUAUUCGGUACAAGUUUCAGAACAGAGUGUCGAAGUCCUAUCUGGUGAUACAGGUCAGAGAGGCAUCUCUGCACUUGAUCUUCUAGCUUCUGCAUAUGGGGAUACAUCAGACGCUGAGGAGGAAGAAAUUCUGCAUGAGAAGUCUGCUUGUACUGAUGAAAAUGAUAUCAAGGACUCCCCAUCAUCAUGCAAACCAGAUGAACAUCCAAACUUCGGUUCAAGAAAGGAUCUGAAUAAGGAGAUAGAUUUGUCCUUAGUUGGAGCAGAUUGCCAAAAUGGGACUGCUCAAAAUUCUCAUUGUACUGUUGGUUCAGAUGAUUCAAGUAGACUAACAAAUGUUGGUGCUGGAGAGAAAUGCCAGCUGAAAUUGGAGUUCCAUGGCAGUAAUCAGCCAGAAAAUGCAAAAUCUGCUGGAGCAGAUAGUUUAGAUGAUAAUAGGGAAAUCACAACUUCUAAUAGUUCAAUAAAAUUCAUGGAGGAAACAGCAGAUUUUAGUGACAGGGAAGCAGAAGGUGGUUGCCAUGCCAUUGGAACUGCUGACAACCAUCCGAGCAGCAUGAAGAUGGGGAACCCAGAUUCUGGUUCUGAAAAUCUCUCCAUUCAACCUGAUGUCUGCUGUGACUCAUCUGAACCAACAAAAGGUACUGCUGUAACAACUCUAUCAAGGAAUGCUGAUAAUACUAAAAUGACGGAUUCAGCCUUACCGGUCAUGCAAGCAUGCGACAAAGAUUCUUCUAGAAUGCAUGUUUUUUGUCUUGAACAUGCUGUGGAGGUUGAAAAGCUACUUCAGCCAAUAGGUGGUGUGCAUAUUAUGCUUUUGUGUCAUCCAGACUAUCCUAAAAUAGAAGCAGAGGCGAAACUAUUGGCAGAAGAGUUGGGAAUUGAUUAUGCUUGGAAGGAUGUUCAUUUCAAAGAGGCCACUAAGGAAGACCAAGAGAGAAUCCGAGCAGCCUUGGAAGAUGAGGAAGCCAUACCUAUGAACAGUGACUGGGCUGUGAAAUUGGGCAUCAACCUGUAUUACAGUGCUAAUCUCAGCAAGUUCCCCCUCUACAGCAAGCAGAUGCCAUACAAUGCAGUCAUAUACAAGGCAUUUGGCUGCAAUUCCCCAGGCAACUCCCCAGCAAAGCCGAAGGCAUCUGGGAGGAGAACAGGCAGGGAGAAGAAAAUAGUUGUUGCCGGUAGGUGGUGCGGGAAGGUUUGGAUGUCAAAUCAGGUUCAUCCAUAUUUAGCUCAUGGAAAUGAAGCUCAAGAGCAUGAUCAUGUGGAAAAACUAUACUCUCAAAGCACCAGUCGAAAGUCUAAGGCUGAGACAGAUUCUGAGGAUGCGCCUUCCAAAAGCAUCCCAUCAACUAGCAAUGCAGCCGCCGCAAGAAAAUCUGGAAAGAAGAGGAAGAAGCCUCCAAGGAAGACGAGCAACAAGAAAGCCAGACGCACCCAAAUAGAGAACCCAGAGAAUAUGGAGGAUGCGGCCGGGACUCCCUCGUCACCAUGUGGAAGGGUUCUAAGAAGCAGCCGCUCGAAGCAUGCCGAGAUGGCUAGCCGGAAAAAAUUGAAUCUGAAAGAUGAAGCUGAAGGGGGGCCGAGCACACGCCUCCGAAAACGGCCAUCGAAGUCCAUUGAAGAGGUCAAGACUAAAUCGGCAGGCAGGAAGCAGAAUAUGAAGAGGAAAGCAAAGAAAGCACAGGCUACAAAUCCUGUAACCAAGGACGAGGAUGGGGAGUAUACGUGCGACAUCGAGGGGUGCUCGAUGAGCUUUAGCACAAAACAAGAUCUGACAUUGCACAAGCGCGACAUCUGCCCUGUCAAAGGAUGUGGUAAGAAGUUCUUCUCGCACAAGUAUCUGGUGCAGCAUCGGAAGGUGCACAUGGAUGAUCGCCCACUCGAGUGCCCGUGGAAGGGGUGCAGCAUGACGUUCAAGUGGGCGUGGGCAAGAACAGAGCAUAUAAGGGUCCACACUGGUGACCGGCCCUAUGUGUGCCAAGAGCCAGGGUGCGGUCAGACGUUCCGUUUUGUGUCAGAUUUCAGCCGUCAUAAGCGCAAGACAGGCCAUUCCAUAAGAAAGGGCAGGAGAUGAUGACUGGUGGGGACUCAGAUGUUAUUGUAGGCCGCCUUCUGAUCUUGGGGGAAAGAAAAAAAAAGAGGAAAAAAAGUUGGAAGCUUUGCAAGCUGUCUUAUGCAAAUGCCACUGGUAGGGCGAUUAGGAUAGGGUAGGAGCGUCGCUGUAUUCUUCUUUUCAUGUUAAGACACUAAUCUGCUUAUUGCCGGGGCUCCAUUGGGCCCACUUAAUUUACUUUAAUUCUUAGGUAUUUGCUUUGUGAAACAAACUGAAAUUGUCCAAGAUAAAAAAAGGCUGUACUGAAUGCAUAUUUUUGUGGCGUGGCAUGCU